This is a messenger RNA of Ramularia collo-cygni, 1746 nucleotides long. RefSeq lists its product as uncharacterized. The transcript has 2 exons. Lineage: Eukaryota; Fungi; Ascomycota; Dothideomycetes; Mycosphaerellales; Mycosphaerellaceae. The record is from RefSeq and is a predicted model, not a curated record. The coding region runs from base 1 to 1746 and encodes 581 amino acids.
AUGGAUGAGAGGCGACUCAGUUCGCAAGCCGCACAGCAGGCAAGGCAACAGUUGAGGGUUCCCAAGAAGCUCAUAGUGUGCUGCGAUGGGACUUGGCUGGACCGAGACAACGGGUUUGGAAAGGGAGCUUCUAGCAGCAAUCCUUCCAAUAUCACCCGGAUCGCGCGAGCCAUGUUGCCAGAAGAUGAUGCAAAGCAUCACCAGAUUGUGUACUAUCAGGCCGGAGUGGGUACUGGACUUGGCCUCUACGAUCAACUUCUAGGAGGCGGAACAGGCCUGGGUCUGUCAGAAAAUAUUCGUGAAAGCUAUGCUUUUCUCGCCAGCAAUUACACCCCGGAAGACCUGCUCAGUCGCCCAGAUUCCAUCUUCUUGCUGGGAUUCUCACGCGGGGCGUUCACUGCCCGCAGUCUUGGAGGAUUCAUCGCYGCAGUAGGCAUCCUGACUAGCAAAGCCAUGCCAUUCUUCUACGAUUGCUUCUCGGAUUGGGAAAAUGCGGGGAAUGAUAACUAUACACCAAGAUUCAUCAACGUGUAUUGCGAGCAUAACCCAGAUGAGGAGCUUGAAGUGAAGAAGAAUCAGCCACCUGUGAAAAUGGCGCACAAGAGAGAAGAGCAUGGCAUCGACAAGUAUAUGACGAGCUACAAAAGACAUCUCCUCUCCCUCGGUUUGACGCAAGAAGUGCAGAUCAAGGCUAUUGGCGUUUUCGAUACCGUUGGUGCUCUUGGCAUACCGAUCAACCCUAUCUUUCAGCAAAUCGGGUUGCCCACUUUCAUACGAGAAUACAGGUGGUACGAUACAAGACUCUGCGAUGUUGUCGAGAAUGCUUUCCAGGCACUUGCGUUGGACGAGAAUCGAUCACCAUACAGCCCAGCCCUGUGGGAACUGGAUGACGAAAGCAACAAGACCAAUCUCAAACAAGUGUGGUUCCCAGGGGCACACAGCAAUGUCGGAGGUACCUACCCUGAUUACGGAAUAGCCAACAUUUCGUUGGCAUGGAUGAUGGACCAGAUGUCUGGGUUGUCACGAGACACUUCGAAGCAGUUUGAUUACCUAGACUGGAUUCAGUUCGACCAAAAAGCCAUCGAUACUUGCUUCAAAAACACGAGACGCUUUUACAAAACACUGUCCGAUGGGAACGAGUACGAAGGUUGGGGCAUGGGCAAAGUCUACAACUCCAACACUUUCCCUCAGUCUCUCAUCGGUUCCGCCGUACGUACGCCAGGAUUGUACCGCGAGACGGACUACGCAACCGGCAAAUAUCUUGGCGAGUAUCUCACAAGAACCAACGAAUACGUUCACGCUUCGGUUCGAGCUCGAAUCGAUCUUGCAGGACGGGAAGUCGAGCCAAAGAGCGUAAUGCAGACUUUCUUCCGCUGGUUAUGGCGUUCGAUGACAUUUCAGCCAAAGCAUAACCCUUAUCGUCCGCAUCGCCGGAGAAAGGGUCUCAAGGCUGCCGGGCCAAUGAACGGCUGGAAACUUGUAGAUGGCCAUGAAUCGCAUAGAGCACCGAGUCUUCAAAUAGACAUUUCUCCUGAUGGCCUCAAACAGGUGCAAUGGGAAUACGUGGGCAGUGCGCAGCCGACGACCAAGAUUAUGAAAGAGGAUGUUUUUGCUGCGAAUGGUUUCGAGCAGCAGCUGUUGAUGCACGAUCAAKGGAACGCCAAUCGGAUACUGUUCUCGAACAACAAGUGGCAGUGGUUCAAGCAUGGAGGAAGGAGCUCACCGAGUCACAACAAGACGUUCUAA